This is a messenger RNA of Aspergillus affinis, 3909 nucleotides long. Its product is annotated as ubiquitin-specific protease UBP2. NCBI's taxonomy places the organism in Eukaryota, Fungi, Ascomycota, Eurotiomycetes, Eurotiales, Aspergillaceae. Gene Ontology annotation, biological process: regulation of proteasomal protein catabolic process; protein deubiquitination; proteasome-mediated ubiquitin-dependent protein catabolic process. Bases 1 to 3909 code for a protein of 1302 amino acids. The record is from RefSeq and is a predicted model, not a curated record. Gene Ontology annotation, molecular function: cysteine-type deubiquitinase activity; proteasome binding. The transcript has 11 exons.
AUGUCGUCCUUCCAGAGGUCAGGCAAGACUGCCCCGCGUCUUGUUCAAGACAUCCACGAUUAUGAUUUCAUUCAUCCUCCGAGCACAGGACGGAACCUUCUCCGCGAUAUCCCACCUGUCUACCCCGAGCACUGCGACGGUGAAGUAGAAUACAUUUCGGCUUCAGCAUGCCGCCAUCAAUACGUGACUAAACCUGCCCAAAGCUUUCUACAAGCGGGCGCUACAAGCCCCCCGAAAGUCUCGGCCGUGUGCUUGAAAUGUCGAUGUCACUUACAGGUCAUCGUGAAUCUCACCUCCGCCCUCGGCCAUACCCACCAGGACCCAGAUCAUGUCCAUCAUCUUGUCUAUAAGUCUGGAAGACAGGUGGGCGGGCCUUCGCCAGAAGAGAUCACGCCCAAAGGCCAGACGGCAGAAACGUAUCGCUACGAAUGCUCCUACCUCACUUGCUCCAUCGCUGUAUCGGUGCGAAUCGCUUCUCCGAUUCUCAACGAGGACUGGACGCAGCUCUUGACAGAUCCUGAAGUCUUACAGAAACGCGCGAGUGAAGCGAUGGCAACGUACCCUGACCGGAUGGAAGGAAUGGCCGUGCCGGAUCCCCUCACCGUCCUGCUGACCCUGCAAGCAUAUAUGGCAAACGCUCUUAAUGAUGGCCAGCGCAGCAAGUCAAUAUCAUCUGUCAAUAAAAGAUUCAUGAACUGCUUCGGUAUCGAAGGGCGGCCUUGCAAAGAAUUGCUGGAGUUUUUGGAGUUUUCCGCCAAAAACGAAGGCUUUUGGGAGCCUCCUCGGCCUAGUCCCUGGGCAGAAUUUCCCUACCACGAUCAGCUGAAAAUAUUUCUUGAUGACACGCUCCAUGAACUCGCUGCACUUAUAGAGCAGAGACCAGUAAUCGAGAAGAAAGGGCACCAGUUAGAAUUCAACCACAAUCCCGCCAUAAACGAACUCCUCUUAGCCCUUGGAGCUCUGGAGUAUCCGAGGGCCUUCCGAACAGACGGGUUUCAAAUGGCAUCAGAACCGGUUUAUGAAGAUCUGGGGACCGUUGAAGAUAUGUCAGCUGUCGCCAUAAUAGACGCCUUCAAUCGACAAGUCUCGGUAGACCCGGCCAGAACUUCGAUGUAUCUUCACUGUCUCAAAUCGAUUGGAAACCUCCGGGGUGGGGAAGAUAAGACUCUUAUUGACCAGGCGGUUGAGCUGGCUUACGCAGAAGGGAAAUACACAAACGAGGAUGUCUAUAAUGCCUACAGGUACUUUGGACUGAGUUAUGACGACACUCGUCUCACGGAGGAUAGCAUCAUCGGGAAGUUCUAUGCUUAUUUGAGCUCCACGACCCAGGAGGACGAAACCCGUCGGCAACUCUGGAUAAUUGGUGACAGCAGGCGCAGCGACCGCAUACAAUCAGCAGCUGAAGACAGAGUUGCGACUGUCGAACAAGCUCAAGUAUUCCUGGGUGUCAACAAUGAUACGAGUGACGAUUUCAUUAUGGCCAUGUACACCGCCAAGGUCAAUGACAGCCCGUCGACUAAAGAACUCUCCCGGCGGGCUAUUGAGCUCAUAGGCGAGGCGCGGAAGUCGAAUGCCCUCAAACACUUCCUGAGUACUGGUGAAAUGACUAGCGGUGAAAUGGACAUUGGGGAUGCCUAUCGGCUACUUCAGAUUCCCGAUCGCACUGUAGAUGAAGGGGCGAUCAUGGCGGCUUACACGAUUUGUGUGGAUGAGGCUCCUGCGCAAGUCGAGACCUACAACCAGGCAUUGGCCAUAAUCGCAAAAGAGAAGAACAGCCCGUUGUUGAACAGUAUGGUUUCUGGAUCUGCUCCAAAACCGGUCCACAACAUGUCGGAAUGGCCAGUAGGGCUGGAAAACAUCGGCAACACUUGCUAUCUGAACAGCUUGCUACAGUUCUACUUUUCAGUGCGCCCAUAUCGCCAAAUGGUACUGAAUUUCGAGACAUUCAAGAUGACGAUCAACGAGGAGAGUUUGAGCAAGAAGCAGGUGGGAUCUCGCAAAGUCUCCCGAAAGGAGGUCGAGCGGUCUCAAAAAUUCUUGAGAGAACUGCGGACUCUGUUUAGUGAUAUGAUUCACUCUCCCACUUCUUUCGUCAUCCCGGGCCAGGAGUUAGCACGCUUGACUUUGAUCAGCCCCUCGAACGAAGCCGCCAUACGGCGUCGAUCGACGAUAUCUGCCAUAAGACCUGUCGGCCUCGGUGAAAUAAAUGGCGCCCCGGUUUUGGGCCCUCUUGGACCACCCCAGCCAACUACGGAAGGCGAGAUCCAGAAUCCCGCAGCACUCGAUGCGGAAAAGCCCCAGCGCACAACAACAAGCGAUGUUGACAGCGACGCAACCCUUGUCUCCGAUGGUAAUAAGAACGCGACAUCAGCUUCGAGUGAUGAUGCCACGAUUGCUCCUAACGAUGAUCACACUAUCGGACCCAGUGAUGACAAGGAAAACGAGCUACCGCAACCCGCUGACUCCGUGAUGACCGACGUGCAGGGUAAAUCAACCCCUGAAGCACCUCAAGCCAGUGGCCCGGAUAACAAACCCUCUGAGGAGCAAGCCGCGCCUUCUAAUAAACCCCCACCCGUGCCCCCUCGACCUGCGCCACAAGGUGACUCGCAGAAACAGCAGAUACUAGAUGAGGUUGAGAUCGGAGCGCAGCAGGAUGUGACGGAGGUCAUCAACAACGUGCUUUUCCAGAGCCAGUGUGCCAUCGAGCCAAACUCCAUAGCUCCGGACGGUGAGCAAAUUGACCGAAUUAAGGACCUCUUUUACGGACAAGCCAGAUCUUACAUCCUUUCCAAUGAAGGCGUACGAUCCAAGGAAGAACGAUGGUGUGAUAUCAAAAUCGAUGUUGCAACUGGAUCCCGCGACAUCUAUGCAGCCAUUGACGGUGCUUUUGAUAUCCAAAAAGUCAACGUCGGUGACUCGGUGGCGGAGCAAUAUAGUGCCAUAAGCAGACUGCCGCCGGUACUCCAGGUCCAGGUCCAGCGGGUUCAAUUCGAUCCUGUGAAGAAACGCUCGUUCAAAUCCACGCACCACCUUGAACUCAAGGAAACCAUCUAUCUCGACCGUUAUAUGGAUACUCAGCAGCCAGAAAUCUUGGAUCGCCGACGCCAGUGCUGGGAAUGGAAGGAUAAUAUAAGGAAGUUGGAGGCUCGACGGGAUGAGUUACUCCGCGUUGAAGAAACCGAUUCCUUAGAUAUGCCGACCUUGUUCAACAGCGCCAGGGAGGGCCUCGAAGACCUGAACACUUUGAAAGACGACUCUGAGUUUGCAGAUGACGCCAUCGAUGUUAACCCGCAACUGUUCCCUGAACUUGAGCAGCUCUCCCAGCUAGCGAGGUCUCAACUAAGCAGCAUCGACCAGGAGAUUAAGGAUACGCAGACGAUGAUAUCCAGUCAGUUUGCCGACUCCAGGCGUCUGCCAUAUCGACUCUAUGCGGUCUUCGUUCAUCAUGGGUCUGUAACAUUCGGCCACUACUACAUCUACAUUCGCGACUUUGAACGAAACAUCUGGCGCAAAUACAAUGACAACUACGUGACCGAGGUGAAUGAUCUGGACGAGAUCUUUAUGAACAAUGACCGCCAGAAUCCGCCUACGCCGUACUUUCUCGUGUAUGUCAACGACGGCAUGAAGGAGCGUUUAGUCGAUCCCGUUUGUCGAGGGGUUGUUGAGAACCAGGCCGACAACCACGAACCUCAAGGGCCUGCAGACCCACCUACCGACAUGGAAGGAGUCACCACUCAGGCAGCACCCAGCGAAGUGGAAAUGAAUCCACCGUCGUAUGAGGAGAUCUGGACUGACAAAGGUGCAACAGGUACGGGAGAUCACCAUCGAGCCGUCGCGGCGGGAGACGGCAAGGAAACUCCAACAGGGCCGUCGAAAGAAAACACUAACAACCAGAAUGUGCAAUGGUAG